Penicillium canescens is the source of this 1488-nucleotide messenger RNA. RefSeq lists its product as uncharacterized. The record is from RefSeq and is a predicted model, not a curated record. The transcript has 2 exons. Bases 1 to 1488 code for a protein of 495 amino acids. Lineage: Eukaryota; Fungi; Ascomycota; Eurotiomycetes; Eurotiales; Aspergillaceae.
AUGCAGCUCCCAUUUUCCAAACAUGCCAACGCCCGUGAACUCUACAACUUUGAAGUUUGGGCUCGAACGACAUCCGCAAGAAAGCACACCAAGAGCUUACCAAGGGGUGUAUUCGGGGCCGAGCGUUACUUCCAAGUCACAACCCGCCCCGGCCUCGCAAAUGUCCGUUCCACUCGGAUUUUUAUACCAAAGCUUGACAAUCACAAGCCAUACCAGGAGGUUUUGUCAGUUGCGUACAUUGAACGAAAUUAUAAGCAGGUUGCUUCGUUUACGAGCUCUCGAUGCCACCACAACAAGUACAUCGAAGUUUCUCUGUAUGAAAAACAAGUUACUCCGCCGAACCGAAAAUUCCUUACGCCUAAACGUCGGACCAAGCCUCUUCCUAGCACGGAUACUGAGGAUAGAUUUAUCUGGCCUCCUUCGCCAACCUGGGAAGAGAAAUUGAGGCCGUCCCUUUUAGGUGCUGAAAAGAAUGACGAUAAUCUAUGGCUCGCGGAUUCCCUCGAUUCACGCCCCUGUGGGAAAGAAACUAGCCUGUCUUCGAUUAUCGCAGAAAAGAAGGAUGAGCAUCAAUUGCAGUGGAAAGCACCAGCCUGGUCGAACCACGAUGCGGAAGAUUGUUCCACGUUUCCCGUUUUUAAAUGGCCAGAUGAUGAUCUAUCGAAUCCCAAACGACCCACGUCCCUUGACUGGAAAGUCAAAGCUGAGCCCUCUUCUUCCGUUGUUGAGAAGGACAAUGAUCUAUUGCCUUUGAAAUCACCCGCUUCGCGCUCUCCCGUAAAAGAAAGUGACCCGCUUUUGAUUUUCGCCCGAGAGAAGAAUGAGCAUUGGGGCCAGUGGAAAGCACGUACCUCGUCCAACUGUGAAAACGAAGCUGCCCCUUCCUCUGCUGUUGUUGAGAAAGAAGCUGAUGAUCAGUGGUGCUUCAAACGACCCACUUCCCCUGUCUGGGACAUGAAAGCUAUUCCAUCUUCUACCAUUGCUGAAAAGGAAGACGAUACAUGGCGCUUGAAACCACCCGCUUCGCACCUUCGAGGAAAGAAAACCAGCCCGCCUUCGGUCAUCACCGAAAAAGAAGAUGCUGGUCAAGCUAGGUCUGAAAUAAGUACCAAGAUACCUCCAGGUAUCAUCGAGACUGCAAUCAAACAGCUGAAGCUUUCCGAAGCGCAAGCCAAACUUUCCUCAGUGCUUGCUGAUGCUGCAAUGGCUGGAGACGCAGUAGCUGGAGCUACUCGUGCUAACGAUACAGGAAGUGAUUCGCCAGCGGAGGAUACUGCAGGGUUUGAAGAUAUCUUCUACAUGCCCUCAGAGCAGCCCCUACAUCCUACUAUAUCUGAGACCGAAGGCUUUUACUAUUUGGACGAGAAGGACUUCGGCUGUUAUUACCCCGGACGAGUCUCUCAACCUUAUAGUGACUACAAUGACGACAGAUGGGAGAAGGUGACGGCUUGUAAGAAGUGUGGGGAUCCUGGAAAUUACCCUUGGUGA